Molecule: messenger RNA, 4952 nt
Organism: Octopus bimaculoides (California two-spot octopus)
Lineage: Eukaryota; Metazoa; Mollusca; Cephalopoda; Octopoda; Octopodidae
Biological process (GO): regulation of transcription by RNA polymerase II
Cellular component (GO): nucleus
Molecular function (GO): RNA polymerase II cis-regulatory region sequence-specific DNA binding; DNA-binding transcription activator activity, RNA polymerase II-specific
Source: RefSeq, a predicted model, not a curated record
UGUAGAGGCAUAAUGGCCCAGUGGUCAGAGCAGCAGACUCGCGAUCAUAGGAUCGCGGUUUCGAUUCCCAGACCGGGCGUUGUGAGUGUUUAUUGAGCGAAAACACCUAAAGCUCCACGAGACAGGGGAUGGUGGUGAACCCUGCUGUACUCUUCCACCACAACUUUCUCUCACUCUUACUUCCUGUUUCUGUUGUGCCUGUAAUUCAAAGGGUCAGCCUUGUCACACUGUGUCACUGUGUCACGCUGAAUAUCCCACGUGUCUGUGGAAUGCUCAGCCCCUUGAACGUUAAUUUCACGAGCAGGCUGUCCCGUUGAUCGGAUCAACUGGAACACUCGUCGUCGCAACCGACGGAGUGCCAACAACGUUUAUCGGUCAGUUUGGUCUUCACUUCCGGUCAGCCAUAACACGCCUUUUAAAGAAGUUUGGAAGCAGACAGAUCCUUUAUACAUAUAUUUAUAUACACACCCCUCCCUCUGCGUAUAUAUAUAUAUAUAUAUAUAUAUGUAUGUAUAUGUGUAUGAUAGACGCACCUAUGAGGACACGGUGUAGCAUGAGAAAGUGUUAAAGAGGAGUGUUGAGGACAUGUAAAUUGCAAAAGGGUGUGAUGAUGUUGAGAACAUUUGUAUUGACCAGUGGAAUUCUGCCAAAAAGAUGUCAUAAUUUGGCAGUGUUUACUGAAAUGACCAGUUUUUACUAAAGGUGUCUGAGAGUAACGAUAUGAUCUGAGACAAACCCAUGUACAACACACAGUUAUAAUAUGACUGCCAGUUGUGUUGGAAAGUCAUUUCAUUAUAGGUGUAUCUUAAAUUGACACACACCAGUUCACAGGAGGGAACAGCUGACUAGUGAGACAUUUCUUUUGAAGAAUAUUAUACAAUCAGCAUCAACUGAUUCAGUUUUGAAAUCUGUUGGAAGGUUUUUUUUGUUUGAGAAAAAAUUUUAUUUUCAUAGCAAGAUUAUUAAAAAAAAAAAGAUUGUAAAGCAGAAUUGUCUGUGAAAUCUCUAUUGUUUGGAAAAUGUUAGAGACAGAGGAGAAACCUUACAUAUGUGAUGUCUGUGGGAAAAUAUUCUCCCAUGAAGACCACUUAACGAUUCAUGUUCGUAUUCACACAGGUGAAAAGCCUUACCCAUGUGAUAUUUGUGGGAAAGCGUUUUCUUGUAACAGUUACUUAUCACAUCAUAAACGUAUUCACAAAGAAAAAAUACACCACUGUGAAUUUUGUGGGAAAUCAUUUUCUCGUACAAGGGAAUUAAUUUAUCACAUACGUGUUCAUACAAGAGAGAAACCAUAUGAGUGUGAUAUCUGUGGGAAGGCUUUUUCACGUAAUAAUAAAUUAUCAGAUCAUAAACGUGUUCACAGUGGGGAAAAACCAUACCAAUGUGAAAUUUGUGGGAAAGCAUUUUCUCAGAAGAGUACAUUAUCAAAUCAUAAUUACAUUCACACAGGAGAAAAACCAUUUCAGUGUGACGUCUGUGGGAAAACAUUAUCGUCUAGCAGCACAUUAUCAUGUCAUAAACGUAUUCAUAAAGAAAAACUGUUUGCUUGCCAGAUUUGUGAUAGAAAGUUUUCUCGAAAUAACGAACUAAUUUAUCACAUACGUGUACACACUGGAGAAAAACCAUACGAAUGUGAAAUCUGUGGGAAGGCUUUUUUACGAAACACCAAACUAUCUGUUCAUAAGCGUGUUCACACAGGAGAAAAACCAUACCAUUGUGAACUGUGCGGGCAGACAUUUGCUUGGAAUAGUCAGUUAAAAAUACACAAACAUGCUCACACCGGAGAAAAACCAUACAAAUGUCCAACCUGUGGAAAAGGAUUUUCUUGCAGUAGUGGCUUAUCAGAUCAUAAACGGGUUCACUCUGGAAUCAGGCCAUAUAGCUGUGAAUUUUGUGGGAAAGCAUUUCCUCGAAAUAGUGCAUUAACAGAUCACAGACGUAUCCACACUGGUGAGAAACCUUACCACUGUGAGAUCUGCGGUAAAUCAUUUUCAAGUAGCAGCAGUUUAUCAGGUCAUAGCCAUAUCCAUUCUGCCGAGAAAGCAUUUCAAUGUGAAGUUUGUGGGAAAGGGUUUUCUCGGAAGAGAAACUUAUUUUCUCAUUAUCGUGUUCACACAGGAAAAAGCACUCGCUUGUUAGCAAUUUCAUCGAUGUGUCUGAUGCAGUAUCCAGCUAGCCCCAUCCUUCUAUGCUGUACCUUCAAUGUUACUUUUGAUAGUCCCUGGUAUUUAAUGGAGAGAAUGUUUCAGAAAAUGAGCAAACGUUACAAAUGCAGUAUUUGUGGUAAAUUACUUACUACAAAAUCUAAUUUAGCUAUUCAUAGGCGCACUCAUACUGGGGAAAAGCCAUACCACUGUGAAGUAUGUGAGAAAGCAUUCUCUGUAGAAUCUUCUUUAACAGGACACAGACGUGUACACACAGGAGAGAAACCGUUUCACUGUGAAAUAUGUGGAAAAUCAUUUUCUACUAAAGGUUAUAUAAAGACACACAAACGUAUUCACACUGGAGAGAAACCAUACCACUGUGAAAUCUGUGGCAAAACAUUUUCACAGUUUAAUGGUAUAAGAAUUCAUCAGCUUAUUCACACUGGAGAAAAACGAUACCAUUGUGAAAUUUGUGGCAAAAGAUUUUCUCAACUUGGUGAUUUAACAAGACACAAACGUAUUCACACUGGGGAGAAGCCAUACAAGUGUGAUGAUUGUGGGAAAGCAUUUUCUAAUGUCAGUAACUUUGAAAGACACAGAAGUGUGCACUCAAAACCUUACCACUGUGAAAUUUGUGAUAAAGCAUUUUCUGUAAAAGAGUCUUUAACAGUCCACAAACGAGUUCACACUGGAGAGAAGCCAUAUGAUUGUGAAGUAUGUGGGAAAGGAUUUAUAGGGAGUAUUACCUUAAGAAGGCAUAAACGUGUUCACACAGGGAAAAUCGGACAUGACUGUGAAAUCUGUGGAAAAGCAUUUCCUGAAAAAUAUCUUUUAACAUUACACAAACGAAUUCACACAGGAGAGAAACCAUAUCACUGUGAAGUUUGUGGAAAAAACUUUUCUGAUAGGUGCGGCUUAAAGAAACACAAUCGUAUUCAUACUGGAGAAAAACCACAUCACUGUGAAAUCUGUGGCAAAGCAUUUUCUGAAACUGGUAGCUUAAAAAGUCACAGACGUAUUCACACGGGAGAGAAACCAUAUCGCUGUUUAAUAUGUGGAAAAGAAUUUUCACAUAAGAGCAGCUUAACAGAACACACACGUAUUCAUACUGGAGAAAAGCCACACUGCAAAAGAUUUUCUCGAGUUAGUAAUUUAUCAAGACAUAAACGUACUCACACUGGGGAGAAGCCAUACAGGUGUGAUGAUUGUGGGAAAGCAUUUUCUAAUUUGAGUGAAUGUGAAACACACAGAGGUGUGCAUUCGAAGCCUUUCCACUGUGAAAUCUGUGAUAAAGUAUUUUCUACAAAAGAGAUUUUAACAGUACACAAACGUAUUCAUACUGGAGAGGAGCCAUAUCAUUGUGAAGUAUGUGGGAAAGGAUUUACAAGUGGUGGCAACUUAAUAAGGCAUAGACGUACUCACACAGGGGAAAAGCGACACUGCUGUGAAAUCUGUGGAAAAGCAUUUCCUGAAAAAUAUGUUUUAACAUUACACAAACGAAUUCACACAGGAGAGCAACCAUAUCACUGUGAAGUUUGUGGAAAAAACUUUUCUGGUAGGUGUGGCUUAAAUAAACACAAAUGUGUUCAUACUGGAGAAAAACGUCAUCACUGUGAAAUCUGUGGCAAAGCAUUUUCUGAAAGUUGUACUUUACAAAGACACAGACGUAUUCACACAGGAGAGAAACCAUAUCGCUGUUUAAUAUGUGGAAAAGAAUUUUCACUUAAGAACAACUUAACAGAACACACACGUAUUCAUACUGGAGAAAUGCCAUUGCGAAUAUUCAUAGCUUUACUAGUUGUUUGGACGUAUUUCCAUUUGAAAGAAGAUUUUCUGCAGAGGAUACUGCAAGUCUACUGUAAACGAUAUGAUUGUGAAAUAUGUGGAAAAUCAUUUUCUAAUCAAGGUUACAUAAAGAUACACAAACGUACUCACACUGGAGAGAAACCAUUUCAUUGUGAAAUCUGUGGCAAAGCAUUUUCACUCUUUCAUACUGCAAGAAUUCAUCAGCUUACUCACACUGGAGAAAAACAAUUCCAUUGUGAAAUAUGUGGCAAAAGAUUUACUCAAGCUAGUAAUUUAUCAAGACAUAAACGUACUCACACUGGGGAGAAGCCAUACAGGUGUGAUGAUUGUGGGAAAGCAUUUUCUAAUUUGAGUGAAUGUGAAACACACAGAGGUGUGCAUUCGAAGCCUUUCCACUGUGAAAUUUGUGAUAAAGUAUUUUCUGCAAAACAGUCUUUAAAAGUACACAAACGUAUUCAUACUGGAGAGGAGCCAUAUCAUUGUGAAGUAUGUGGGGAAGGAUUUACAAGUAGUGGUACCUUAAUAAGGCAUAGACGUACUCACACAGGGGAAAAGCGACACCGCUGUGAAAUCUGUGGAAAAGUAUUUCCUGAAAAAUAUGUUUUAACAUUACACAAACGGAUUCACACAGGAGAGAAACCAUAUCACUGUGAAGUUUGUGGAAAGGACUUUUCUGGUAGCUGCAACUUGGUAAAUCACAAGCGUAUUCAUACUGGAGAAAAACCGUACCCCUGUGAAAUCUGUGGCAAAGCAUUUUCUGAAAAUAGUAGUUUAAAAAGACACAGACGUAUUCACACAGGAGAGAAACCAUAUCGCUGUUUAAUAUUGAAAAUCGUGCUGGUGAAAGGAUCAAAUGAUACCAGAAAAAGACUUUUGUUCACUUUUUGCUGGACGUAUUUCCAUUUGAAAGAAGAUUUUCUGCAGAGGAUACUGCAAGUCUACUGUGUUUGGAUAGAGAUUUAUCAACCAAUUAAUGUCUUCAGAAUUAAAGAAGAAAACUAA